GCCAGCAGCAGCAGAGGCACGUAGAUCAAUGGUUUGCGAAGAGGAGUAUGAGCUGCUGGAUCAGAUUGGUCGAGGCUCCUACGGUAAAGUCUACCGGGCCCAGCACGAUAGCGGGGAGGUGCACGCGAUCAAGGUGGUGGAGCUAGAAGCCGCAGAGGAUGAUCUGGACAACAUUCAGCAGGAGAUCAAGAUGCUGCAGGCCUUCAACUGCCCGCAGCUCACGCGGUACCACGGCAGCUUCAUCGUCGGAAGCGCGCUGUGGAUUUCGAUGGAGUACUUGGAGGGCGGCUCGCUGCAAGACCUCAUCAAGUCGAGCACGAACAAUCUCGACGAGCACACGACCCAGUGGAUAUUGAGAGAAAUUUUGAAGGCGUUGGUCUACCUGCACUCGGAACGGAAGAUUCACCGCGACGUGAAAGCCGGAAACAUUCUGGUGGCAUCAGACGGGAGCGUCCGCCUGGCUGAUUUCGGCGAGUCGGUGCAGCUGACCCACUCCAUCGCCAAGCGCCAGACAUUCGCGGGGUCACCGUACUGGAUGGCGCCAGAGGUCAUCAUGGCGCAAGACACGUACAACUCAAAGGCGGACAUUUGGAGCCUUGGGGUGACGGCGAUCGAGAUGAUCAAGGGACGGCCCCCCUACUCGGAUAUGCACCCGAUGAAGGCGGUGUUGUGCAUUCCCAACAACCCCCCGCCGACUCUCGGCAAGGAGGGGCACUACAGCAAGCACUUCCACACCUUCCUCGAGCAGUGCUUCCAGCGAGACCCAAACCUCAGGCCAUCAGCGCAAGAGUUGCUAAAGCACCCGUUCAUGAAGGCGGCGAAACCGACGGAUACCUUGAAUAAGCUCUUGGAGGCUCGACGAGCAUCGCAGAUGAUGAAGUCGCUCUUCGGGGGGGGGCUGCUAAACUCCACGGAGCCCCCGCAGGACGCGACGCACAAGGCCAAACCCACCACCGCCCUCCCGGCCUCCGCCGCAGCAGCCAUCGCCGCCGCCGCCGCAUCCAAGGCGGACACCACCAGCGGCGCCCCGCUAGACGCGGCGACCAACGACCCCAAGACCCUGUCCGUGGAGUGGGAUUUUGGGGACGGGGAUGAGAGCUUCGACGAGCAGGCUAGGGUGGACGCCGCGGGUCUCGGGGACUUCGACUUCGCUUCCCCCGUGCCCCAGGCAGCGGUGGCCGCGGCGGGCGAGGCUUGGAGCGGGCUCGGUAUUUCCUCCGCUGCUGUCGCGUCCCCGCCGUCCCCGGGUGCGGUGACGCCGAAGGCCACGCACGGGAAAGGCGGGAUGUGGGCGGAUGGUAUCGCGGCGGCAGCGGGAGCGGCGGGCGAGGGGGAAGGGGGGGGGUACGCGAGAAAAGGACCGCCUCCGUUGGCGGAGCGGCACCGAAACCGUUCGAGGCAAGAUGGCGAAGGUAGGCCAUGUGCUGGGUAUCAAUGACGCGGCGGCCGCGGCUGCCCUCCAGAAGGAGAUGACGGUAUUGACCCGCAAGCAGGACGAGGAGAUCAUCCGACGACAGAAGCUCGGCGGUCUUGGAAGCUGGAAGACCUCAACGAAAUCGGCUGCGGGAACGGAGUCGCAGGAGUUGUCUAUCACCGCCGCCGCCGACCCGCAGGGAACCCGUCGGCAAUUAUCGUCGUCGACCACCUCGUCUUGUUCUCAAGAGCAGGUCGUCUCCGAUUCCGUCUCCGGCAAGAGCCGGCGGAGCCGAACCUUGUCUUCCGGGUGUUCGUCGCCGACUUCUUCUUCCGCCGCNGGGGGGGGGGGGGGGGGG
This is a messenger RNA of Ectocarpus sp. CCAP 1310/34, 1772 nucleotides long. The record is from the annotation of a GenBank genome assembly. Lineage: Eukaryota; Phaeophyceae; Ectocarpales; Ectocarpaceae.